This is a messenger RNA of Bacidia gigantensis, 714 nucleotides long. RefSeq lists its product as uncharacterized. NCBI's taxonomy places the organism in Eukaryota, Fungi, Ascomycota, Lecanoromycetes, Lecanorales, Ramalinaceae. Gene Ontology annotation, biological process: protein N-linked glycosylation. The transcript has a single exon. The coding region runs from base 1 to 714 and encodes 237 amino acids. Gene Ontology annotation, cellular component: mannan polymerase complex. Gene Ontology annotation, molecular function: alpha-1,6-mannosyltransferase activity. The record is from RefSeq and is a predicted model, not a curated record.
AUGAACCAAGACUACGACUAUAAACUCGUGAGCAGCGAAGGCGCGGAUCACUUUGUCCGCAAGUAUUAUUCAAAUCGCCCGGAUAUUCUGACCCUAUUUCUCAACCUUAAAUUCCCCGUCCUUCGCUCGGAUCUCCUGCGCUACCUCAUCCUUGAAUCGGAGGGAGGUGUGUACAGCGAUCUUGACACUGCUGCUCUCAAGCCUUUCAACGAGUGGAUUCCGUCACACAUGAAAGAGAAGGUCCGUGCUGUCGUCGGCAUCGAGUACGAUCAAGGGGAUGAUGAGCCAUAUGUUGGCAUGAACGAGCCGCUUCAGUUCUGCCAAUGGACGAUGGCUUCCAGCCCUGGCCAUCCAAUAAUGAAAAAGGUCGUCUCUUCUGUCGUUAGAUCGCUACAAGAAUUGGCAUUGAAGAAUCAAACUACCAUUGAGGCCUUGAGUCCCUCCGACGGCGAGGUCAUCACAGUGACUGGUCCCAAGGUCUGGACAGAUGCGGUCUUUCAGAGUUUAUCUGAAGCAAUGGCUUCAAGCAUGAGCCACGUCAACAUCACAGGUAUGAGGGAGCCAACAUUAUUCGGUGAUAUCCUCAUACUCCCGAUCGACGGUUUUGGCUCUGGUCAACCACAUUCUGGCUCGUGGAGAGGAGAAGGGAAUGCUCCCACAGCUACGGUGAGGCAUAUGUGGAAGGGCUCCUGGAAACACGGAUGGUCGAACUGA